This is a messenger RNA of Guyanagaster necrorhizus, 1014 nucleotides long. Its product is annotated as ribosomal protein S2. Gene Ontology annotation, cellular component: mitochondrial small ribosomal subunit; ribosome. The record is from RefSeq and is a predicted model, not a curated record. Gene Ontology annotation, biological process: translation. NCBI's taxonomy places the organism in Eukaryota, Fungi, Basidiomycota, Agaricomycetes, Agaricales, Physalacriaceae. The coding region runs from base 1 to 1014 and encodes 337 amino acids. The transcript has 2 exons. Gene Ontology annotation, molecular function: structural constituent of ribosome.
AUGCUUUCACAUCACGCAGGCAAUUUGGCCAAGCGAUGUAUACCAGUCAAACGAUUCGCUCGUAGCCUGUACAGACUUUCUGCCACCGACAAUGAGCCUGAAAACAAGCGUCUUGAGACGGCCCAGGACUGGACUGAGUUCCAGAUGGAUCGUGUGCAGCGGACAACACUGAUCAAGCUUAUGGAACAGUAUGGUUCCACCCAAACCCGCGAAAAUACCUGGACACUACGGGAUUCCCUUCGAAGGCCCCCAGCAGAAGCUACCUUGUCUGCCCUUCUCGCGACUGGAGCUCAUUUUGGUCAUGCAGCCUCCAUUAUGAACCCUAAUUUCAUGCCAUAUGCCUAUGGUGUGAGAGCAGGCAUUACCAUCAUUGACAUGGAUCGUACACUAGCUCUACUUCGUCGCGCGGUCAACCUUGUUCGAUCCGUUGCUCACAACCGUGGACAGAUCGUCUUCGUUGGCACACGAGCAGAUAUUCGCCCUGUGGUUGAGAAGGCCGCUCGACGUGUAGGACGCCAGGGAUAUCAUGUCGGGGAGCGGUGGCUGCCAGGCACGUUGACCAACAAGUUCCAAAUGUUCGGCGAGGAAACCGUGACCAAAAAUAAGGUCGUGCCAGACCUUGUCAUUCUUCUCAAUCCUCUCGCAAACAUGAAUGCAAUUCGUGAAUGCGCCGUCGAACACGUUCCUACCGUUGGAAUCAUCGACUCUAAUGCUGACCCCCGCCUCGUCAUGUACCCCAUACCUGCCAACGAUGAAAGCACACGUACAGCCGAACUUAUUGCUGGGAUACUCAGCGUUGCCGCCAGAGAGGGCAUUGCCAUCAGGCAGCAAGUGUUGCACACACCAGACUUGUGGGAGAUAGACGAGAGGAUGAAGAAGACCAUUCAGGCAGACUUACCUGAUAUUGACUUGGCCACCGAUCCCUUCGCUACACAUGACGACGAGUCUUCCCCUCAGAGUGGGUCCCAGAGAGGGCCGCCGCAAAAGUCCGACGGAUAUGGUUGGGAUUAUUGA